AUGUUUGCAAAAGUUCAUGGAAGAAAUGAGGCUAAUAUUUACGCUGAAUAUCGUGAAAGAAAUGGCGGAAAAAAUAAUUUAGUUAGAUUUAACGAUUUAUUGUUUUCAUGCCAUUCAUUAAUUGCUUCUACAGUAUUACUAUUUCAAUUAUUUUUAUACAAGAAUAGUGACACUCCAAGACCAUCAGUGUCCACAUUUGUUGUGAUAACUAUUGCUACAUUUGUAACAUUUUUAAUGUUUAUAGCUGUAAAACUUGCCUUUAUUGAAUGGAUAGAUGUAUUAUAUUAUCUAAGUUAUUUGAAAUUGCUUUUUACUUGUAUUAAGUAUUCUCCUCAAGUUUAUUUUAAUUAUUCAAGAAAAUCAACUCAUGGAUGGAGUAUUUACACAAAUAUAUUGGAUUUAACUGGUGGUGUAUUUUCAACUCUACAAAUACUGUUAGAUGCCUAUAUAGACGAUAAUUGGGCUGGUGUAUUAGGUUGGCCUUGGAGUAAUAACAAUAUUUUUUGA
This is a messenger RNA of Entrophospora candida, 507 nucleotides long. The record is from the annotation of a GenBank genome assembly. NCBI's taxonomy places the organism in Eukaryota, Fungi, Glomeromycota, Glomeromycetes, Entrophosporales, Entrophosporaceae.